Molecule: messenger RNA, 2925 nt
Organism: Corythoichthys intestinalis (scribbled pipefish)
Lineage: Eukaryota; Metazoa; Chordata; Actinopteri; Syngnathiformes; Syngnathidae
Product: WW domain-containing adapter protein with coiled-coil-like
Exons: 13
Coding region: 174-1847 (557 amino acids)
Biological process (GO): regulation of autophagy; positive regulation of TORC1 signaling
Cellular component (GO): nucleus
Molecular function (GO): chromatin binding; RNA polymerase II complex binding
Source: RefSeq, a predicted model, not a curated record
CUGUGGAAUUUUUCUCGGCCGUCACCGCUGAUGCGUUCUGUAUAGCGACACCGACCGAGCUUAGUUUACCGCGUCUACAUGUCAAAUGGUGCUCUCGGGGUGCAUUUAACACAAGACCACCCGGUAUGCCGCGCUGGUUAUCGGUGCGCUGCUUUUAGAUCUGGGUUCGGUCAAUGAAAUUGAGUCGAGGAAGCUUGAGAAAAGAGAACGAGAGCAGAAUAGCAGAAGGCCACAGGUCCCCUCAUCUUGCUAACAUACACAUACACGCACACAUCAGUCCGGCCUUGAUGGUGAUGUAUGCAAGGAAACCAACAAGACUCAGUGAUGGGUGCACCGACAGAAGGGAUUCACAGUCCUAUCAGACCCAUAAAUCUCAGCCGAAGAGCCAGACCAGCAGCAUUCACCGUUACGACAAGGUGCGCGAUGGCUCAUCAGAGUCCACGCCCCCAUAUAAAAUGCUGCGGUGCUCAGAUGAAAGUCCUUCCAGCAGACAUGGAGAUGGCACAGGACAUAAGUCAAAAAUCCCCCACACGGUUCGAGCUAAAAAUGGGACCAGUGACUCUCCUCAUGAAAACUCUCAAAACAACAGCUACCACCAUGGUGCCGAAUCACAUUCAACUUCAACUCAGAGCAAGCCAGCAGAGCGAGACCCUGCAGAUGACUGGACGGAACACAUUAGCUCUUCUGGGAAAAAGUACUACUACAACUGUAGGACUGAGGUCUCCCAGUGGGAGAAGCCCAAGGACCUGUUGGAAAGAGAGCAACGGCAGAAAGAUCCAGUUAAGUUGGCGGCAAACAGCUUCCCGAGGGACAUGGACUACAGACAAGAGUCCUUGCAGGACAAAGCAACAAAGAAUACUUCAGGGGGCCAGACCAAUGCAGCCAAUCCAAGCCCCAGCCCCAUGUCCUCUACUUCUCAAAACCUAAACACAACUUCUACCACAUCUGCCACAUCCUCGUCCUCCACUACUGGACAAUUAAGUCAAAAUGCCCAAUCUUCACCGCCACUGCUUCAAGACCCAGCCCUCCUGCGCCAGCUCCUGCCUGCACUUCAAGCUACUCUGCAAAUGAACAACGGCGGGAUGGACAUGGCUAAGCUUAAUGAGGUCUUGGCAGCUGCGGUCACCCAAGCUUCCUUGCGGUCUGUGCUUCAUAAGCUCCUUACUGCUGGACCUGCUUUCAACAUCCCUGCUCUGCUCUCAGCUGCUCAGCACGCCAACCAAGCACAGCACUCAAGUCAGUCCCCUGCAUCUCUGACGUCAGACACAUCGUCCCCACGACCUUAUGUGUCACCACGGAAUGGCACCCCGCAGAGCAACCAGAAAAACCUUCAGAAUGUUUACUCGAGCAGUAUUGCAUCCUCGCAGACUAGGGGCAGUACAUCUUCAGCUAAACAAAGUUCUGCCCCUCAGACUCAGACCACAGAGAAGCGUCCUGAAGACCCUAGGACCCUCCAGCAAAGAAGCCAUGAAAUUCCCUCGUCUGGCUCAAACACAGCUGGUGCAAUGUUGUCCCAUCCUACAUCCAGCAGCAACACUCAAAGUCAAUCUGACACUCCCACAUCCUUCACACCCUCCCUGGCAACUCACUUUGAUGAGAAUCUCAUCAAACAUAUCCAAGGAUGGCCUUCAGAUAACACUGAGAAACAGGCGGCCCGGCUGCGUGAGGACAUCCACAACAUGGGAAGCCUCUAUAUGUCAGAGCUUUGCACGGAGAUGAAAAACCUUCGCUCCCUGGUCAGAGUCAGCGAAAUCCAAGCCACACUGAGGGAGCAAAGAAUCCUGUUUUUGAGACAACAAAGCAAAGAGCUGGACAAGCUGAAGAACCAGAACUCUUACAUGGUCUGAAGAACCAAUUGAAACGGAGGGCUUAGAAUGCCUAAACAGCUGCCUCUCUCCUGUUUCUUGCCCCCCGCAAAAGCAACUUGCGAGUGAGGCUCUUGGAUGGCCACAAUUUAUCGAGGAUGAGAGUCAUCGUCCUGAACACGUCUGCCAUGACUUUCCCCCAAUCUCCAUUUAUGAACCGUUCUCGUUAAAACGUGAAAACUGAUAUCUCACUAAGCUGGUUGCAGAGGACCUCAGGCUCUUUUCUAAAGGCUCCUUCUGAGAUCGUGUGUAUCGUAUGCAGUUUGUUUUCUGGCGUCUUUAAAAUGUGUUGUGGUCAGGAAAAGGUUAGUCUAUUUUCUUCAAAUAUAACAUUCUUGGCGACAAGUUCGUGAUGGAGCUGUGCUGUUAGUCACAUCUGCCUUCUUAGCCUCUUACGUGGACUCUGGUUAGAUUUGUUGUAACGAGUCACACGUUCUAAAAUGUACUGUUUUCAGUGACAGUGAUGAUAGUUUUUUUUUACCCUUUGAAUUAUCACCAUUCCAUUCAAUUUGCAGCUGUUGCUCAUGUUAUGACAUGACAUGGACUCAUAAUUUGUAAAAUGAAAAUGUUGUUAUCCGAAUAAGGAGCAUGUCUUAUUUUUCUGUAAUGCCACCGCACUGGGAAGUCACAGUAACUUAUCUCCAGCCACCUGAUGUUUGAAAGCCAUGUUGCAAAUUAAAAAUCCCACAUUUUUGGACCUAGGACAGCUGCUAAUGCGAAGAGAUCACGUUUGUGUGAUUACUCGAUCCGUUACUGUGUUUUAGUUUUUCUUUUUUUUUGAAUUUUUGUAACUUUCAAAUCUUUUGUGUUUCCCUUAUAUCCAAAUUUGUCGGAAAAUUCAUUCCUUUUGUGCAGUGUAGCAAGUAUGUAAAAUUCCUAAGUGACUGAAUUAAGUCAUGUAAAUUAUUGAUGAUUGUGCUUGUCAUUAUGCGAAAUCUAGCUGGAAGACGGAUUUUUUUGUUUUUGUUUUGUUCCCCAAAUAAAAUUGAAAAUGUAUUUUCGCUUUUUUUUUUGCCUCAGUGGCUAUUGACCCUUUUCCCUCAACAUUCAAAUUUUAUUU